GUUCUUUUCAAAAUGUCCGAUCAAAACCUAACCCGAAGAAUAUUGUAACUGGCUUUAAAACAGAUUUCUUAUGAGCUUCCUCAUGUUCCCUAAGAAAGUUCUGUUUCAAUCUAAACCUUCUCCAAUGAGACACGUGCUCAAAGUUGACCAUGACCGAGUGAAAAAUUCAACGCUUGCCUGUCUCAUUUCUCGAUUUAACCGCCGAUCCCCCUUCAACCCCUCAGACUCCCUCUUACACUUCUGGUGUGCUAGGAUGAAGGCCAAUUUUGCGUUUUUCUCGUCAGCCUUCAACCUUUCGCGUCGCCUUUCCGCUCCCUUUCCCAAACAAGAUCAAUGACUUGGAUUGUGAUUGCUCUCAUUUAGUGGGCACCCUCUGGACAUCUUUUUUUGGUGCACCAUUCAAGGUUUUGGAUUAAAAAAUCUGCCUAAUAGUCCUUUUCAUCCUCCUCUCCCUCCUCUCGUUGCGGACAAACAAACGGAGAACCACAACAAUACGCCGUAAGAUGCUUGACUUGAACAAGACGAAGCAGAGGGCGCUUCCUCCGCUCAAUUAAAAAGGCCUAUUAGGCCUUAUUGCAUCUCUAACUUCCGAUAGUGUCGUUACAUUCGAAGCCAUCACAAGACUCUCUUACACCUCCUGCUUUUUCACAUUGUCUUCGAUUCGCGAAGAACUUGUCAUUUACCAAAAUGACCUCCAACGAAACCAGAUCCCCUCCAGUAGCUCCUGGAUCUUCAUCCAAUGUUCCAAAUAGCAUGAUUGGACCGGAUAAUCGGUGCUGUUUUUGCCUCACACUUCGAUCCGGAUCCAUUGUUGUGGCCGUCAUGAAUUUCAUUGUUAUGAUCAUUGGACAUCGUUGGUUUGCCACAAAUGCCGAUUUUCAAGGGUCGGCAUUCUCGAAUCUGAGUAUCAGUAUUUUCGCCGUUUUGGUUCUGCAAGUCAUCACGGAUGCGUUACUGAUCUAUGGAGCUGUGAAGAAGAACCCUUACCACACAGUGCCUUGGUUAUGUUCUAAUUCAGUUCUGAUGGGUGGAUUAAUGGUUCUUCUGAUCAUCUUCCUCUGCUUAGGAUACAUGAACUUAUCAAUGAAAUAUCAUGAAUACGUGACUACCCUGAUAUGUUUGGGCUUUUUGGCCGCGGGUCAUUUCUUCUCCUGCAUGGUCGUGUUUCAAUUCAGGAAGAAUCUCCUCGAAGAGAUCAGCAUGGGCAUCACCACCUUGGGCGUGAUCCAUCAAGGACCCACCGCCCCUGAGAUGGAUUAUUUUUCGGAUAUCCCACAACCCUACAUUCGUCCUCCUUCUCCACCACCCACUUAUGAAGAGGCCUCCAAAGGGACUCAGAAGUCCAAGGACACCUGCAAGAUCGACUUCGAUAGCGAGGCCCCACCCGAAUAUGGAAAGGCUUUGGCCAUGGAUCAUGAUAUCAAGAAUCCGAGCAAGAAGGAGGAGAGCCUCCGCUCUGAAGUGGCUACGGAAUCGAGUUCCUCGUCUUUACUUGUAGGAAAUUCUGCGAAGAACCAAACGGUGCCCAAUAAAGAUGAACAGUGUCAGAGCGAAGAUAACUCGUUUUAUAUCGAAGUGAAUGCCGACUCUCCUGGUGAGAGGACCAAUGCAUCGGAUUGCUAAUCAGAAUACAAGAAGGACAUUGUCGAGUUUUAUUUAUGUCAUGAUGUCAUUGCGUUUUGCGGGGGAAAGCAGUGAAUUCCUAUUCGGACCAAAGUUCAAAUACUCAAUCGUUACAUCUCAGCUGCUAGUUUUCCUCACUUAAGUGUACAGUUUCUAUAUUCGAUAUCCUUAUAGGUAUGAUAUGUAAUUUAUGUUUUAGUUUGGCUAUUCUCCCACAUUGAUAUUUGUAGGCCAUAUACUGACCUCCCAAAACCUGACACAGGGAAAAAGUAUUCGCAUCUACCGUCAUGACGUCACUUCACAAAAACAAUUAUCAACACUUACAUUGUAAAAUAUGAAACGAAUAAACUAUUACUCGAAAAAUG
This is a messenger RNA of Tigriopus californicus, 1988 nucleotides long. RefSeq lists its product as uncharacterized. The transcript has 7 exons. The coding region runs from base 688 to 1623 and encodes 311 amino acids. Lineage: Eukaryota; Metazoa; Arthropoda; Copepoda; Harpacticoida; Harpacticidae. The record is from RefSeq and is a predicted model, not a curated record.